AUGAUUCGGAGAAAGGCAGAAUUCUUGAUUGGCUGUGUCUUCGUGGUAACCAUGGUUGGGAGCGUCAAUGGCGGUUGGAAUUCGCUGGCCAAGUUGGUGGAUAAUGGUUACGACAACGUGCUGGUUGCUAUCAACGGACACGUACCUGAGAAUCUGGAGAUCAUUGACAAUCUGAAGGAAGCCUUUACGGAAGCAUCUGACUACCUCUACCGCGCUACAAGACAACGAGCUUUCUUCCGAAAGGUGGAUUUUUUGAUACCCACGACGUGGCAGGACAGACCAGAGUAUGAAGCUGUUACCGUGGAAAGGUUUUCACGCGCCGACUACCGAGUGGAAGAAGCCAACCCUGUGUGGGGAGAUAAUCCUUAUACAGUCCAAUACGGCGAAUGUGGCACUCCGGGAAAAUAUGUUCACCUGACCCCGUGGUUUGUAUUGGAUCCUGAUAAUAUAGUGGAAUAUUACUGGGGGAAUAAAGGUCGUGUUUUAAUUCAUGAAUGGGGACAUCAACGUUAUGGCCUUUUCGAUGAAUAUGGUCAACCCGACGAAGACUAUCCCGACUAUUACAUCGAUAGCAGUGGGACACUGCUGCCAACCGCCUGCAUGAAGGACCCCGUAGGAUGGAACCUGAACAAAAACACGUACAAACCAUGCAGAAAGAACAAGAAGACUGGUCUUUAUGGGAAAGAUUGCGUCUUCUAUCCUAACUUAAAUAAAAAUACGAUGCCAGCGUCGAUUAUGUUUAUGCAGUUUCUAGAAUCGGUGGACAAGUACUGCGAUGAUAGCACGCAUAACAGGGAAGCACCAAACAAACACAACGCUAUAUGCCAAGGACAGUCAACAUGGAGUGUAAUCUUGCAGCACCCUGACUGGGUUGAUAACGAGCCUGCCGAUGUACCUUCCACCAUCCCGUCAUUCAGACUUCUGUAUCCACGAUAUAGGAAGAUUGUACUUGUAUUAGACGUGUCUGGGAGUAUGUCAUUGAAAUCCAGGAUUACAAAACUACGACAGGCGGUGUAUACAUUCAUCAUGGACGAAAUCAGCCUUGGGAUAGACGUUGGCUGUGUAACAUUCAGUGACACGGCAACUAUUAUAAGUUGGUUAACGCCGAUAAACAGUGAUGAAGACAGGGAAGAAUUCUUGGCAUUGGUUAUGCCAACGCUAAAUGCAGAUGGAAAUACAGCCAUUGGUUCAGGACUUCUGACUGGUUUGCAGGUGUUGUCACAAAACCAAACAGAAUCCGUUGAGGGGAGUAUUAUGUUCCUUGUAACUGAUGGACAAGAAAAUGUCCCACCUUAUAUCGAUGAUGUGACUGAUAACAUCAUCGAGUCUGGUGUGGUUGUGGAUACUCUUGCUUGGGGAGUCUUUGCAGAGGAGAAACUGGAGACAAUUGCUUCUGGCACCAAAGGGUCUUCUUAUUAUUAUUCUGAACAAACACAAAGUAAUGCACAUGUUGAAGCAUUCAUGGAAGUUGCAUCAUCAUCAUCUUCUGAUUCGGAAAACGAUGUACCAGCACUUCUGACAAGUUUUGGACUAGAACUAGCGAGUGAAGUAACAUUCACUGAUAGUUUUUACAUUGACGAAUCCAUUGGUGCCAAUACACGUGUCACUGUGACAUGGGCUAGAGAUGAGAAUAAAACUCCUGUGGUUGUCAUGGUAACAUCCCCAGAUGAUGUCGUUAUUGAUGAGCUCUCACCUGAAUACGUUCGCGAUAAGGCAAUUGGUAGAAUCUCUAUCAAAUUACAAGGUAUUGCUAAGAUCGGACUUUGGAAAUACACAAUAUUCAACCCAACAUCGGCACCCCAUGAACUGACACUGUCAAUUUCAUCCGGGUCCCGAGAUGGGAGCGGUGCCAUCACACUGACGUCAUGGAGUGGCAGUGAAAAGGUGGAUUUCCCUUCGUUCCAAUAUAUUUACGCUGAGCUUAAGAAAGGGACUGUUCCUGUUACUGGGUUGACAGGCGUCAUCGCUCAUGUUGACCGCCCUCGCACUGAACCUCUAGAAGUUGUACUCAGAGAUAACGGCGCAGGUGCUGAUGUAAAUAAAUUUGAUGGAAUUUAUUCUGGAAGUUUUGUUGGUUUCUCGAGAGAUGGAAGAUACAGUUUUCACGUAUCGGUAAAGACUGUUGGAAACGCCAACAAUGAUUACACUCGCACAGGGUCCGGCGCAAGGACUAUAAAUGACACUAAAGCCGAACGUGACUUUGAACAGAUGUUGAACUUAGAAUCAGGACUAGAACGCACUUCAACUUCUAAAGUGUUUAAAGUUUCUGAUUAUGACAUCAGCGACAAUACUGAUUACUUUCCACCAAUACGUAUUAGCGAUUUACGUGUAAUUGAAGUAUCUUAUGAAAACCAAACAGUUACAUUAACCUGGACAGCACCUGGAGGUGAUUUGGACCACGGAACAGCCGAGGGAUAUGAUUUACGUUACAGCCACAGCUACAAUGAAUUAUUUGAUACAUUCGAACAGGCAACUCCAGUUGAUGAUUCUAACGUUGUUGAAGGACGCUCUCUAUCUGACCCCCAGUCGUCUGGUGAAACAGAAACCAUACAGAUAACAGUGCCCUCACAUGGCGAUAAAGUAUUUUACCUUUUUGCAUUGAGGGCUUAUGACGACGCCGGUAACUAUAGUAGCGUGUCCAAUAUUGUGUCCGCCAACCUCGAGUUCAUCGAUGAUAUUGACGAAGAACCGAACGAAUCAAUGAACAUCGGUGUAUUAAUAGUAAUCGUCUUGUUAGCAUCAAUGAUCGCGGUCGUAGCGGGCGUUGUCGUCAUCAUCUCAAAGAAGAAUGUCCUCAAGAAAAAGAAAGUUGGCGUUGAAAAAGAGGGCGAUCGUCUACCCAUACAGGACUUGAAAUUACAGGAAAACGUAGUAUGA
Molecule: messenger RNA, 2877 nt
Organism: Saccoglossus kowalevskii
Lineage: Eukaryota; Metazoa; Hemichordata; Enteropneusta; Harrimaniidae
Product: calcium-activated chloride channel regulator 4-like
Source: RefSeq, a predicted model, not a curated record